Messenger RNA from Plectropomus leopardus (leopard coralgrouper), 1649 nucleotides. The record is from RefSeq and is a predicted model, not a curated record. Lineage: Eukaryota; Metazoa; Chordata; Actinopteri; Perciformes; Serranidae.
CGAUCUCUGUUUCGCAGUAGCAGUCGGUGGGCGCAUGCGCAGCCGCAUCCUCCGCUCCCCCUGCGCUGAGCGCUGACAGCAGGCUGACUGACCGGAGACCGGAGACCGUCGCCGCCGCCGCGGUUGUUGUUGUUGCUGCCGCUUCCGCCGCCGGCUUCCACUCCACGCCGUUUGUCCGGAUACAAACUGACCCCCGAACUGGACUUAAUUUCUGUCACCGGAAACAAAAACAACAGCUACAAAGUGUUUGUGAGGAGGUUUUUUUCUUUUUCGGACACGCCGAGCUUCCUCCUCCUGCCGGUGCUGAGCGGAUCCCGGUGAAGUGAGACUCUGACUGAGAGGCUGACAGCUGAGAGACGUUUGGCUGCAUGAAGAGGCCGAGUGACGGGACCCUGGUCCUCACCUAGACCCCUCCCACGACCCCCCAUUACCUGGACAUGAGGUUGUUCCGAUCCUUUGCAAACGACGACCGCCAUGUCAUGGCCAAGCACGCCAGCAUCUAUCCGGCGCCGGAGGAGCUGGAGGCCGUGCAGACGCUGGUGUCCACCGUGGAGGGAGCCCUCAAGAAAGUCUCUGAUUGGAUGGAUGGCCUCAACAAAUCCUCAGGGAAGACCUCCAUCAGUAACGAGGCUGUGGACAACACAGAAGAGGACGUUGCUGAGACCAAGCCCAGCGGCACCUCGACGCUGUGCGGGGUGACACGCGUCGGCCUGGUGGCCAAAGGCCUGCUGAUCAAAGGGGACAUGGACCUGGAGCUGGUGCUGAUGUGCCGGGACAAACCCACCAAGCUGCUGCUGUACACCAUCAGCGCCAACCUCCCGCUGCAGAUCCAGACAAUGACGGAGGACAAAUACGAGGUGCAGUCGUGCGUGCCCGAGGCAGCCAUCCGGGUCUGCAGCGCCAAAGACCCCCGACUCACUCUGAAGAUCACCCUCUCCUCCUUAACCAUGAGGGAGGAGCGCGGCACCACAGAAGAAGAGGAGGGCCAUCGGGACGACAGCGAGGACAGGCAGCAGGAGGAGAAGCAGGAGGCGGAGGACGUCCUGGACAGGAAGAAGUGCCAGGCCGCGCUGGCUUCGCUCCGACACGCCAAGUGGUUCCAGGCCAGAGUCACAGAUCUCAAGUCUUGCGUCAUCAUCUUGAGGAUUUUCAGAGACAUGUGCAACAGACUGGCCGGGUGGCAGCCUCUCAAAGGAUGGCCUCUGGAGCUGAUCUGUGAAAAGGCCAUCGCCACCUGCAACCGGCCGCUGGGUCCGGGCGAGGCCCUGCGUCGCGUCAUGGAGUGCAUCGCCUCAGGGAUCCUCCUUCCAGGAGGUCCAGGAGUUCACGACCCCUGUGAGAGGGAACCCACAGACGUCCUGUCUGACCUCAGCACCCAGCAGGCGGACGCCAUCACACACAGCGCACAGGUCAGUCCACUUUACCCAUCAGCCCCUCGAGAUGAAAUCAGGAUCUGUCCCCCAACCCGAAGGCAGAGGGAGGCUACCCUCUCGUCCACCGAUGUAAACUCGGAGGGCAAUAAGUACUGCCACCCCGGCCUGGCGUCUCUCACCAAUGACAACUCCAGAGUGGAAGAGAGUCCAACCCCUCUCGAGAAAACUGGUUCCAGAGCCCAAGCCGUGUGUCGAGGUGAGGCCGACUAUGUCUAG